Cygnus atratus (black swan) is the source of this 792-nucleotide messenger RNA. RefSeq names its product gap junction beta-6 protein. Gene Ontology annotation, biological process: cell communication. The coding region runs from base 1 to 792 and encodes 263 amino acids. The record is from RefSeq and is a predicted model, not a curated record. Gene Ontology annotation, cellular component: connexin complex. Lineage: Eukaryota; Metazoa; Chordata; Aves; Anseriformes; Anatidae. The transcript has a single exon.
AUGGAUUGGGGAUCUCUGCACACCAUUUUGGGAGGUGUAAACAAACACUCCACCAGCAUUGGAAAGAUAUGGCUCACAGUCCUAUUCAUCUUCCGCAUCAUGAUCCUGGUUGUGGCUGCAGAGAGAGUCUGGGGAGAUGAACAAGAUGACUUUGUCUGUAACACUCUGCAACCUGGUUGCAAAAAUGUUUGCUAUGAUCACUUUUUCCCCAUCUCUCACAUCAGACUCUGGGCCCUGCAGCUGAUCUUUGUCUCCACACCUGCGCUGCUGGUGGCCAUGCACGUAGCUUACAGGAGGCACGAGAAGAAACGGCAGUUCAGAAAGGGAGACAAGAAAUGCGAGUACAAGGACAUUGAAGAAAUCAGAAGCCAGAGGUUUCGUAUUGAGGGUUCCUUGUGGUGGACAUACACCAGCAGCAUCUUCUUCAGACUGAUCUUCGAAGCAGUCUUCAUGUAUGCAUUUUAUUUCAUGUAUGAUGGGUUCCGAAUGCCUCGCUUAAUGAAAUGUAAUGCUUGGCCCUGCCCCAACACGGUAGACUGCUUUGUUUCUCGACCUACUGAAAAGACAGUGUUUACUAUUUUCAUGAUUGCAGUGUCCAGCAUUUGCAUUCUUUUAAAUGUGGCCGAAUUAUGUUACUUACUGACAAAAUUUUUUCUCAGAAGAUCUAAAAAAGCUGGAAAUGCAAAACAUCACCCCAACCACGAGAAUAAAGAAGAAACCAAACAAAAUGAAAUGAACGAGCUAAUAUCUGAUAGCUGUCAGAACACAGUUAUAGGAUUUUCAAGUAGCUAA